Molecule: messenger RNA, 2433 nt
Organism: Symbiodinium necroappetens
Lineage: Eukaryota; Dinophyceae; Suessiales; Symbiodiniaceae
Source: the annotation of a GenBank genome assembly
AUGAGCAUCUCCUUGCAGCAGCUCCGGCCUCCUCCUCCCCAAGAGCAGCGGCCUGGCCAGAGCUCGCCGAGUUCCAGCCGCCCGGAGUCUGUGGAGCUCCACGACGUCUGGAGCCGAGGGGGAGCGGAUCUUCCGAAAGGCUGCUGCUACCGACGCUCCUUAUGGAGCUGGAUCCUCGACUUGCUGAUCGGUGUAGUGGUCGCAGUCUGCGCCCAACUGGUGCACUACGGCCAUGAAGCGCUCAGUACCUUUCGUAUGUACCUUGUGGGGCUGGUGCUGCCGGGCAUCUUUAGCGCAUGGGUCGUCAACACCAUGAUAACCCUUGUCUUCGUUGCUGGUGCACACGCCUGUGUACUCUGGCAGCCCAGCGCAAUCAGUGGAGGUAUCCCAGGUGUCAUUGCCUUCCUCAACGGCGUGGACCUAAGGAAGAGCCUCUUUACCCAAGAAAUCCUAGCAGCAAAGAUCCUGGGUGUCAUUUGUGCCUGUGGCUCGUCCUUGGCUGUCGGUCCGGAAGGGCCAAUGAUCCACAUCGGAGCUGCGACAGGUGUCUUGGUCCUGGCGCAGUGUCGACGGGUCGAGUGGUUUCGGCGGGUGCUGCAGGGCAGCGGUGGCAGCCGAAGCCUGGAACUCCAUGCGGCGGCUGUGGGCGCAGGCUGUGGAGUUACCGCGGCCUUCUGGGCGCCCUUGGCAGGGACUCUCUUCGUGGUUGAGGAGGCUGCGACCUACCUCUCCCCUCGCUUUUUCGUGCAUGUCUUCGGUGCGUCCUGCCUGUCCUUGGGCGUUGUGCUGCUCUGGCAGCAGCUGUGGCAGCAUACCGGCCAGUACAGUCCUCUGUUUCAAGUCUUCUUGGGUCCAAACUGUUCCUACAGCGAGUUCAUCUACUACGCAAGCUGCGGUGUGAUCGGGCUGAUUUGUGGGCUUCUGGCCUGUCUCUUCAACCGUAUCGUCCUGGAGCUGAACUUCCUCCGGCAGCGUUGGAGAACUCAGGGCCACAAGCGCGUCUUUACCCUCGAGGUGGUCAUCAUCGCCGUGUUGUCAAGCUCCCUUGGCACUCUUGCGCCUGCGGCGUCGGGAUGCCACCUGAGCACCAUUCAAAGGGCCUUUGCCAACAGCAACCAGUGCAUAGCGGGAGAAUGGGCCCAUCAGAUCUUCCAGGGCAGAGAGAACUUUCAGGAGAAUGCGAGGAUCGUGCCAGCUCCGGGCCUCUUCGGGGUUCAGUACAACCCGGAUGACUGCCCCACGGCCAUCUUCAACGACACGCGCAUGCCGCCCUGCAACCUCGAGAAGGCCGGGUUCAAGUUCCCUUCGGAGAUCCCCGAGCGAGAGCGCUACUACUACUGCUGUGGCUUCGAUGACUUGGACUCCUUCCACCAGGGCCGCGUGUACAGCUUCACUUCGCCUCGAGCCCCCUUGAACCUGGAGGAGGAGUUUUGGCCGUCUUUCGGAUGUGAUGCGGAUGUGUCAGCGAACAUCAGCAUUCCCAGCUACAGGCCCAUGGCGGCCUUGGCUUUCGUUCCCGGAAGGAUCACGGUGAAGAAUCUCUUCACCAGAGGGUCUCCAAACAUGCUGCCCACGAAGUCGAUGCUUGCUUUCUUGCCCCUCUACUUCAUCCUGGCCGCGAUCACGUCUGGAGCGGCCGUUCCCAGUGGCCUCGUGAUACCCAUGAUGAUUAUUGGAGGCUGCGUGGGCCGACUCUGUGGCAACCUCCUGACGCUGAUAGAUGUUUGGCCCUGCCCUUCCGACUGGACACCUGAGUAUAAGAUGCUUCUGAAGAUGCUGCGUCAGCAGAGCAUCCGCACCUCUUCGUCGCACACCUGUGGCCUCCCAGACCCGGGAUCCUUUGCCAUCGUGGGGGCCGCUGCUUUCAUGAGCGCCUCAGGGAGCAUCGUCCUCUUCGUGAUCGCGAUGAUGGUGGAGAUCACCGGGGACAUCUCUUCGCUUCUUCCCAUUGCCUUCGGCGCCAUCACUGGGCGCUUUGUGGUCCGGUCCUUCCUUGGCCAUGGCCUCUACCAUGACCUCGGGCGGGACCUCAUGCAGAUCACCAAGCUGCCCUUCUUGACCCGGGAGUGUCCUCUGCAUAAGAAGGAUCGCAAGGCACCGGUCUCCUCGCUGCUGCGUGGAGAGCCCGAAAAUUCGCUGAGAUACCUGCGCCGGCGUGAAAGCCAGGCCUCCGUGGAGGCUUUGUUGCAAGACUGCAGCCACAAUGGCUUUCCGAUCGUUUCCGAAACGGGGCAGCUGGUUGGGCUGGUUCGACGCUCAGAGCUCGAGGGGUGUCUGCUGGAGGGCCAGGAAGAGGUCCAGUUAGAUGUUUUGGCAGAUCCGGCACCCUACACGGUGCACAAAGACUUCCCUGUGGAUCGUGCCUACCUGCUCUUCCGAGACUUGGUCCCCCCUUUUUUAUAUAACUUUUUUGGAAAUUUAUACUUCAAGUGA